This is a messenger RNA of Lycium barbarum (goji berry), 1487 nucleotides long. RefSeq names its product mitogen-activated protein kinase kinase kinase 17-like. The coding region runs from base 314 to 1330 and encodes 338 amino acids. Lineage: Eukaryota; Viridiplantae; Streptophyta; Magnoliopsida; Solanales; Solanaceae. The transcript has a single exon. The record is from RefSeq and is a predicted model, not a curated record. Gene Ontology annotation, molecular function: ATP binding; protein kinase activity. Gene Ontology annotation, biological process: protein phosphorylation.
CAAAUUGAUGCACUUCUUUAAACUACCAUAUUAUGCCACAUGGCAGCAAACCAAGUGGCCAAGUAAUUGUAGUCCUCCAGCCUACUCAAUCAGCCGUAUGGCCACAUCCAUUUCGCCACGUUGUAAAUCCCGUUAUAUCAAUCUUCAAACUCUAUGGAGUAUUUGAAAAAAGAGAGGCCACCUAAGCUCUACCCAAUUAAUUUGGAGACCAUAUUAUAUAAAUACCUCUGUUGCAGCUACUAACAAACCAAAAACAGAAACACUUUCGAAAAUUCUAACACUUCUUACCAAUCUUCUUUCUCUUCUUCUAUAAAUGGAUUGGACUAGAGGCAAUACUAUAGGCCACGGCUCAUUUGCCACUGUAUCCGUUGCCAAGUCACGUUUCUCCGAUGAUGUUUUUGCUGUCAAGUCUGUGGAGUUAUCAAAGUCACAGUUCUUGCAUAAAGAGCAGAAAAUUCUGUCCAAAUUUAGCUCCCCUUAUAUAGUUAGCUACAAGGGGUACGAUGUUACAAAGGAUAGCGACAAACUCAUGUUUAAUCUUAUGAUGGAGUACAUGUCUGACGGCACACUUACAGAUGCAAUUCAGAAACAGGGUGGUCGGAUCAACGAGCAGUUGAUUGGGUAUUACACGAAGCAAAUUCUACAAGGACUAGAAUAUAUACAUUCAAAGGGCAUAGCACACUGUGACAUUAAGGGACAGAACAUUUUGUUAGUUAAAACCGGUGCCAAAAUUGCUGAUUUUGGUUGUGCUAAGUGUGUUGAUCCAAUUGGUGGUGCAGUUGCUUCUCCCUCCAAGCCAAUUGGUGCAACGCCGAUGUACAUGGUACCAGAGGUGGCGCGUGGGGAAGAACAAGGGUGUCCAUGUGAUAUUUGGGCAUUGGGAUGUACUAUUAUUGAAAUGGCCACUGGUGGAUCACCAUGGACUAACGUGACAAAUCCAGUUUCAUUGCUUUACAGAAUUGCAUUUUCAGGGGAAUCCCCUGAAAUUCCAAAGUUUCUGUCUUUACAAGCAAGGGAUUUCUUAAGCAAAUGCUUGAGAAGAGAUGCGAAAGAAAGGUGGACAGCUAAAGAGCUCCUCAAACAUCCAUCUCUAGAAGAAUAUUAUAAUUUGAAUCAAGAUUUUGUGACAAGCUCACCAACAAGCAUUCUUGAUCAAGACAUUUGGAAUUCAGUGGAGGAAUCAGAAACUAUAGAUAAUUCAAUACAAACAAUUAGCUCAAUGAACUCUCAUCUGCAAAGGGUAAGAGAAUUGAAUUUGAAUUCAGGGGAAUUGAAUUGGAGAUGGAAUGAUGAUGACAGAUGGAUCACAGUUAGAAGAAGCAGUGAAUAACUCAUUGGAACAAUGACUCAUUGCUGUAAAUUUUGUACUAUAGAAUAAUGUACAGAUCCACUAACCAAGAUAUUCAGAUAUUUUUCUAUUAUCUCUUGCGAACUGUCAGAAAUUUAAUUUUGAUCUUUAUUUAAGUACCAUUUGUCAGUUUGCUACA